ACAGUUAUUAAAACAGUUUUAAUUGCAAUAAGAAAUAAGAAUGAUACACAAAUGAUCAUUAAAAAGUGUGAUAAAGACAUCAUUGACUUGGAAAUACUAACUAAACUUGGAAUAGUAAGGGUAUUACCAGUGCAAGAGCUCUUGGAUUAUUAA
Molecule: messenger RNA, 153 nt
Organism: Funneliformis geosporum
Lineage: Eukaryota; Fungi; Glomeromycota; Glomeromycetes; Glomerales; Glomeraceae
Source: the annotation of a GenBank genome assembly